AUGUGGUCAAUUCUGUAUAACACACUACUAUUCCUCUCCCCUUUGACCCCUUCAUCGCUUCAUACACUGAGUAGUCACCAUCCUGAGAGAUAUCAUGGACCAGAUACCGAUGGUGGAGCCUGGUCUGAAGCUUACGGAAAGGCGAAAGAGGUGGUCGGUCAAAUGACCGUUGAGGAGAAAGUAAAUCUCACCACAGCAGUGACUGGCCAAUGUCAAGCCAAUUCUGGAGGUGUACCAAGAUUAGGUAUACCUGGAUUAUGCUUCAAUGACGGACCCGCUGGGCCAAGAUAUACGGACUUCGUCACUCAAUGGCCAUCGGAAUUCACGGCAGCGGCUUCCUUCGAUAGAGAUUUGAUAGAACAGCGAGCUGAGAGGAUAGGUAAAGAAUUCAGAGGGAAAGGAAUAAAUGUGGAACUCGGUCCUGUCACGGGUGGUCCCCUUGGUAGAUCACCAUAUGCAGGUAGAAAUUGGGAAGCAUUCACUCCUGACCCGUAUCUCUCAUCCACCCUCUCCUUCCUCACUGUAAGAGGCAUGCAAUCUUCAGGACUCAUUACCUGUGCGAAGCAUUACAUCCUCUACGAGCAAGAACCUGUGUGUGAUGGUCCUUUGGACGAUGAAGGUGGUAGGACCGGAUGUAGGGAUGUAAGCAGUGAGGUUGAUGAUAAGACAAUGAAGGAGCUUUAUCUGCCCAGUUUCGCGGAGACAGUCAGAGCUGGAACAGGGUCUAUCAUGUGCUCAUACAACAGAAUUAAUGGAACUGCUGCUUGCGAGAGCAAUGACGCAUUGAACAGGAUAUUGAAAGACGAAUUAGGAUUCAAGGGAUUUGUACUGAGUGAUUUUGGUGCUACUCACUCUACAGUUCCUUCAGCCUUAGGAGGCAUGGACAUGGAAUUGCCCGGCGAGAGGUAUUAUGGAAAGAACCUCUUGAAGGCUGUACAUAAAGGUGAUAUAUCAGAAUCGAAGCUGGAUGAUAUGGUUCACAGAAUUUUGACACCCUGGUACGCCGCGAAACAAGACACCGAUUAUCCCAAGAUCAACUAUCAGAAAUAUGAUCUCUCUGAUAAAGUUGAUAUCAAUGGUCACACAUUUAGAAACGAGCAUGUUAACGUGAAGGGAAAUAAUGCUCUAUUUGCAAGGAAGGUGGCUGCUGAAUCUACGGUUCUAUUGAAGAACUCUGGAAUCCUUCCAAUGAAAGGAAUUCGAAGAAUAGGUGUCUUUGGCAAGGAUGCAGAUUACCCUUCGACUUUGAGUGGUUGUGGACCUGAUUUAUUCUGUCUGGUAGGAUCAAGAAGGAGGUAUUGGAAUGGAACUGUUACUAUAGGAGGAGGUUCUGGAGCUGCAUAUGCGGAUUACAUUGCUGCACCGAUAGAAGCCAUCACCUUAAAAGCUCGGCAACAUGGCAUAAGGGUUGAUCAUGUACUUCAAGAUGAUGAGGCGUAUUACGGCUCAAUGGGAUGGAUAGCAUAUCAAUCUGAAGUGUGCAUAGUAUUUGUAUCAGUCUUCUUGGUAGAAGGUUGGGACAGAGAACAUCUUCGACUGGAUAAAAAAGGUGAAGAUCUGAUUAGACAUGUUGAAAGUCAUUGCGCGGGAGAAGUGGUGGUGGUCUUACAUUCAGGUGGUCAGGUUGUAGUUGAAGAUUGGAUUGAUCUACCUAAAAUUGGUGCAGUUUUAUUUGCAGGUUAUCCAGGUCAGGAAACCGGGAAUGCACUGGUUGAUAUACUAUGGGGGGACGUUAAUCCGUCUGCGAAAUUACCAUUCACAAUGGGUAAAUCAGCUGAAGAUUGGCCCAAGGACAAUAUUAUAAGGAAGAUGGGUAAAGGUUCAUAUCCACUAUCUAAGUUCUCUGAGGGUCUAGCUAUAGAUUAUAAGUGGUUCGAUAAGCAUAAUAUCACACCUAGAUACGAGUUUGGUUAUGGGCUGAGUUACACAUCAUUCGAGAUGUCUGCAUUGGUAAUUGAAGAGGAUUAUGGAAAAGACAGAGACACCAUACAAAAGACAAAUGAAAGGUAUGAAGGAGAAAAAGACUUAUACGACAACUUGUAUAUGGCCAAAGUGAAUGUGACGAAUAUCGGCAAAGUCUCCGGAGCAGCAGUAGCUCAACUCUACAUGACAUUUCCUGAAGAUGAAAACGAUCAACCUCCUAAACAUCUGAGAGGAUAUGCUAAGAAGUUUCUUGAAGUUGGACAAAUGAGCACCGUUGAAUUCUCUCUUCGGAAAAAGGAUAUUUCAGUAUGGGAUGUUGAUAGACAACUUUGGAGAAUCCCCAGAGGAACGUUCACUUUCAGAGUUGGGAAUAGUUCCAGGUCAUUACCCUUAAGUGUGGAAUUGAAGAUUAGCUCUCUCCAUUGA
Messenger RNA from Kwoniella shivajii, 2349 nucleotides. RefSeq lists its product as uncharacterized. Gene Ontology annotation, molecular function: beta-glucosidase activity. The record is from RefSeq and is a predicted model, not a curated record. Gene Ontology annotation, biological process: glucan catabolic process. Bases 1 to 2349 code for a protein of 782 amino acids. NCBI's taxonomy places the organism in Eukaryota, Fungi, Basidiomycota, Tremellomycetes, Tremellales, Cryptococcaceae. The transcript is spliced from 22 exons.